CGAAAGCCACGUAGAAAGUUCUCAAGGGGAAAAGUGCAAGGUUUUCAGCCUUUCCAGGAGGGCGUUGUCAAAAUCUUAGUGACACAAGCGUGAUCGCACUUUGUAUGUAGCUCAGCGCUGUGGUCUACCUCUGUUGGGAAAUCGCAGCAUUGCAUUUGCCUUCCCUUCCAUGAAAGCAACCUUGCUUGCUCGUCUCGCCAGCAGCAAGAUCCUGUCCACCCGGAGUUUCUGUCAAGCAGGCCCGUGCCCAAGCUUUUUUGCUUUCUGGCAGAGCGAAGUCCGGCCUUUGUCUGUGGCUGCAAGCAUGCCGCGCGAAGGCCCCUUCCAGGUCGAUGGGAAAGAGGAGAAGAAAGAAUGUGGAAAAGCGUAUGAUUAUGACUUUUUUGUCAUUGGCAUAGGCAGCGGCGGUGUGAGAGCUGCAAGGAUGGCCGCAAGCUAUGGAGCGAAGGUCGCUGCUGCAGAAUUGCCGUUCAACCCCGUUAGUUCCGAGACUGAAGGCGGCGUUGGUGGCACAUGCGUGCUGCGUGGAUGCGUGCCUAAGAAGAUUCUGAUGUAUGGGUCGGCCUUCAGCGCAGAAAUGCAGGAGGCGCGUGGUUUUGGCUGGGGCAUCCCAGAGGAUAUCCAGUGCAACUGGGAGCAUCUUCUGAAAGAAAAGACCCGGGAGAUUACCCGGCUGAACGCCGUCUACAAGAAGCUCCUAACCAAUGUAAAGACGUUCGAGGGGCGGGCGAGCCUACUCGACAAGCACACCGUUCAAGUGGAGGACGUUUCCUCAGGGGAGAAGCAGUCUGUGACUUCCAAGUACGUCCUGGUGGCCACGGGGGCCCGCGCCGUCUUUAUCGACAUUCCGGGCAAGGAAUACGGCAUCACUUCUGACGAGGCGCUGAGCCUGGCGGAACUCCCGAAGAAGGCGGUCGUCAUCGGGGGAGGUUACAUCGCGGUGGAAUUCGCGGGCAUCUGGAGCGGCUUAGGGUUAGAGGUGGACCUCAUUUACCGGCAGCCGCACCCGCUGCGCGGCUUCGACAUGGAGAUGCGCGAGACGGUGUCAAGGAACCUGAAGAACAGGGGGAUCCGGCUGCACGGGGACACGAACCCAACGAAGAUUGAGAAGCUGGGCCACGAGCGUUACGUAGUGCAUACGGACAAGGGCGACAAGAUCGAGACGGGCGUCGUGCUGUUCGCUACAGGACGUCUGCCCAAGACGCACGGGCUUGGCCUAGACAAGCUAGGGGUUGAGCUGGGCAAGAAGGGCGAGGUCAUCGUCGACGAGUACUCCAAGUCGAGCGUGGAUAACAUCUACGCCGUUGGUGACGUCACGAACAGGAUCGCCCUGACACCUGUCGCGCUCAUGGAGGGACACGCGGUCGCGAAAACGCUGUUCAACAACGAGCCGACGCCUGGCGACCACAGGAACGUUGCAUCCGCGGUCUUCUGCCAACCGCCGCUGUCGGUGGUGGGUCUUUCCGAGGACGAGGCGGUGGAGAAGUGCGAGAACGAGGUCCUCGUGUUCACGUCCACCUUCAAUCCCAUGAAGUACACCAUCUCCGGGCGGCAGGAGAAGGCCUUGAUGAAGCUGAUUGUGGACGAGAAGACGGACAAGAUCCUGGGCGCCGGGAUGGUCGGGCCGGACGCCGCUGAGAUCAUCCAGGGGAUCGCAAUCGCGAUAAAGGCGGGGGCGACCAAGAAGCACUUCGAUACAACGAUUGGGAUUCACCCCUCUACUGCGGAGGAGUUCGUGACAAUGCGGACGCCUACGCGCCGACACCCGCCCAAGCAUGAGAGGAAUAAAGAUGACGCACAGAAAUGAAAAGGCGAGCAAGAUUGAGGCUGGAGUCUUUGGGGAUGGCAGAUUGCAUUUCUUAAAAGGGAUGUAGCACUUGCUUAGGAUCUUACAGAGCAGAUUUCAGUUUCUCCAAUUCAAGAAUUGAUUCAAUGAAAGGACGGACACCUGUAGACCUUGUACAGCUAAAUUGCUGGCCGCACCUGGACCGCAUGACCAUAUGCUAAGAACGGGCGGCUCAAUCUGUACGUACUAGUUCUGGAAAGCCGGUUGUUUCAAUCCGAUGCCGGCAUUAGUUUGUCUUUGAAUCACGCGUUACGCGGUGAACUCAAUUACAUUGUGGCACUCAUCCAGAUUUACUAUCUUACAAAAUGCUGCCUAAAAUUACCGUACACGGACACAGC
Molecule: messenger RNA, 2184 nt
Organism: Klebsormidium nitens
Lineage: Eukaryota; Viridiplantae; Streptophyta; Klebsormidiophyceae; Klebsormidiales; Klebsormidiaceae
Source: the annotation of a GenBank genome assembly